GUGAGGGAUGCUGCUGGGGUGGGCUUGCCCGUUGCUAGCCUGUUAGCAACGUUAGCCGUGUCUGGUAAUCCUGACAGGAACACUCGUUUCUUUGCACCUUUUCGAACACGAUCAACCGGGGGAGAUAUGCCACAAGCCAUGGAGAGGAUGCAGCGCAUGUGGUCGUCUUUUGUAUACCCCCAAAUCAUCAGCUUUCGGUUAGAUGUCAAUGUCAUAGUUUGGGGCUAGGGCUGUCCACUUAGCUCAGCUAGCUUGUGACUGGUAAACGCAGGGCCAAAGCCAAGCGAGAAACGGGAAGGCCGUCGUCAUUCGCAGAGAAAAGUAAGGAGUUGGACGUUUGUUUUUGGAUCAGACCAGCCGUCGUUCCUAUCAUCUUCGUCCCGAUAACCACCAGCUGAGCCAUGUCUUCGUCAGGGUGCUGCCACCUACCCGGCUCCCUUUGUGAUUACUCCGGGAACACCGAACCAGAUUCCUCCAAGGAUUCGGAGGAGUCUGAUUCGACCACACAGGCCCAGUACAUCGCCAAGGUUACGGCUAAAGACGGCCGCCCACUCUCCACCGUUGUCAAAGCAGUGAACUUGCAGAGUGAUGUGGGCAUGUGUCGGAUUUGUCAUGAGGGCGCUGGAGGGGAGACUCUGCUCUCACCCUGCGACUGCACUGGCACUCUGGGUAAAGUGCACAAGAGCUGCUUGGAGAAGUGGCUGUCCUCCUCCAACACCAGCUACUGUGAACUCUGCCACACAGAAUUCACUAUUGAACGUCGACCACAACCACUCACACAGUGGCUGAAGGACCCAGGCCCUCGCAGUGAGAAGCGCACACUGCUGUGCGACAUGGCCUGCUUCCUCCUCAUCACGCCGCUGGCAGCCAUCUCUGGCUGGCUGUGUCUGAGGGGGGCCCAGGACCACCUGCAGCUGAAGAGCAGACUGGAGGCUGUGGGCCUCAUCGCCCUCACCAUCGCCCUCUUCACCAUUUACAUCCUCUGGACACUGGUGUCAUUUCGGUAUCACUGUCAGUUGUACUCGGAGUGGAGGAGGACCAAUCAGAAAGUGCGCCUGCUCAUGCCUGACAUGAAAGGGUCCCACACCACCCAACGAUCUGUGCCGACCAAGUCGACCAAGAAAAUGACUGAUGAGACCAUCGUAUGAGUGCAGAGCGGCGGCAAGAGGAAUAUUUAAAAUAACGCCCACUGAAGCGCUCUCUAAAAAACAAAAUUAAUCCUAUUAAUAAACGUUUGCACUUUGUAAGGACCAUUUUGAGAGGGGGGAGAAACUUUCUUCUUUUUUUUUUUUUUUAAGCACUUGAACUACUACGGUAUUGGCCGACCACAAAAGUGGUUUUGGGAAGAACUCAUUCCGGAGAUGGUGUUGAAACACGUAGUUGUCAAACGGAUGGCCGGCGCUGAGAACGACUGAAGACAUGGAUAGCGGACGGACCAGCCCAACUGUGUGUCCCGGACACAAACUUAUGAAUUACUAAGACACAAGCUAAUGUAGCAGGAUAUAACUGAUUCAGCAUGCUACUACAGUAUAAUAUUAAACAUAUUCACUACCUAUAAUUCCCCCAUGCCCUUUCACAAUGUAUUUAGCUCUUUUUAAACAAUGGGCAGCCAAUAGCCCGGCAGAGGAUAAUAACCUAAAAACAUGAUUGACAAAGUCUAUCUGUGAAUACUCCUCCCUGACAUGUAGAGGGCAACAGGCGCUCAUACCGACGGUGUUUUCUACGAUCUGAACCCCUCUGAAGUUUCCUGGUAAAGCUUUAUCAUUGCUGUAGGAACGGCGAAAAUCUAUUUUCCUGUUUAGACAACAGCUAAGGCUUCAUAUUUAUAUUUAUCACACAUGUCACGGUGUCAGUGGAGAUAACAGUAUGUGGGAUAACUGCGCCCGUUGAACGGCAGUGCAGUGCUGUGUAAGGAAAAAGUAUUGAAGGUGUGGAAACGUGUUUACAUUCUAAUUGGAUAAUGUCUACUUGUCAUAAGAGUGCAUUUGCAACCAGCCCAGCUCCACUUGUAAAUGCAUUAUUCAUUAAUUGAGCUGCCUAGCAAUGACCAGCAGAUGCAGUGUAAAUAUGAGUCACAGUGUUCAGGAUUGCAAGACUACAGACUUUUGUUCAAUAUAAAAACACGAAGAUGUAUCGGAGCAGGCUGUAAAAGAAAUUGUGUUUUGAG
This is a messenger RNA of Notothenia coriiceps (black rockcod), 2167 nucleotides long. Its product is annotated as E3 ubiquitin-protein ligase MARCH2-like. The record is from RefSeq and is a predicted model, not a curated record. NCBI's taxonomy places the organism in Eukaryota, Metazoa, Chordata, Actinopteri, Perciformes, Nototheniidae. Gene Ontology annotation, biological process: protein ubiquitination. The transcript has 5 exons. The coding region runs from base 402 to 1148 and encodes 248 amino acids. Gene Ontology annotation, molecular function: ubiquitin-protein transferase activity; zinc ion binding.